UGGAACAGAUGUGGAACUCUGUGGACCCAACACUGACAAAGUGAGAGGGACGUUUGGGUUCCUCUUUGGAUUUCCAGCCCGCUGCUCAACCAUGAGACUGGCCCUCCUGGCCUUGAGACUGAUGGUUUUGGCCAGGUUGUGGCCCGUCACCCAUCUCAACAGCAGCACUUUUCCCAGUAAGAAGAAACACAAGGAGUUUUACGUCGGGGAGAACACCAAAGUAAAGAAUGGAGGGCGUGUGGAUCUUAAGACGAAAAAGCAAGACAGCACCAAGUCUCUGCUAAUUAAAUCUGAGCAGCUACUUCGGAUUGAUGAUCAUGACUUUGCAAUGCGCCCAGGCUUUGGAGGUUCAGCUCUUCCAGUUGGCAUAGACGUUCAGGUGGAGAGCAUUGACAGCAUAUCAGAAGUAAACAUGGACUUCACCAUGACUCUCUACCUGAGGCAUUACUGGCAGGACGACCGUCUGGCUUUCCCCUCCAGCAGCAACAAAAGUCGAACUUUCGAUGCACGCCUCGUCAAGAAAAUCUGGGUCCCGGACGUGUUUUUUGUUCAUUCCAAACGCUCUUUCAUCCACGAUACAACCAUGGAGAACAUCAUGCUGAGGGUUUAUCCUGAUGGAAACAUCCUCUACAGUGUCAGGAUCACUGUGACUGCACUUUGCUCAAUGGACUUCAGCAGUUUCCCUCUGGACACACAGAACUGCUCUCUGGAGCUGGAGAGCUAUGCCUACAAUGAGAACGAUCUCAUGCUUUACUGGAAGAAUGGAAACGAUUCGUUACGGACAGAUGAGAUAGUGCUCUCCCAGUUUUUUAUUGAAGACUUCCAGCCUUCCUUUGGACUUGCCUUCUACAGCAGCACUGGUUGGUACAAUCGACUGUACAUAAACUUCAUCUUAAGGAGGCACAUCUUCUUCUUCAUGCUUCAGACGUACUUUCCUACCAUGCUGAUGGUGAUGCUGUCAUGGGUAUCUUUCUGGAUAGACAGGAGGGCCGUACCUGCCCGUGUCUCUCUGGGCAUCACCACAGUUCUGACCAUGUCCACCAUCAUCACCGGUGUGUCAGCCUCCAUGCCGCAGGUGUCUUACGUCAAAGCCGUAGACAUCUACCUGUGGGUCAGCUUCCUGUUUGUCUUUUUGUCGGUUAUCGAGUAUGCUGCGGUCAACUAUUUCACCACAGUGGAAGAGAUGAAGAAGCUGAAGAACGCAAAGAUCCCCAGCACCUUCAACACCAACCAGGCGAUGGCUUUUGACGGGUGUUUCCACGAUAAUGACAUUGACCUGGCUCCUUUCCCGGAGGUCGACAUCACCCCAAACACUGACAGAAGCACCGAGUCACAAAACUCCACGGCCUCUGCACCCCCAGAUGGAACCAGGCUCCGCCGCAGAAACACGUUAAAAUACAACAUGAGCUUCAUCAUGAGCAACAGCUACAUGAUCGACUCGUACUCCAGAGUCCUGUUUCCCUUGGCAUAUCUGCUCUUUAACAUCAUUUACUGGAGUCUGUACGCAUAG
Molecule: messenger RNA, 1510 nt
Organism: Nematolebias whitei (Rio pearlfish)
Lineage: Eukaryota; Metazoa; Chordata; Actinopteri; Cyprinodontiformes; Rivulidae
Gene: gabrr3a
Product: gamma-aminobutyric acid type A receptor subunit rho3a
Exons: 9
Coding region: 92-1510 (472 amino acids)
Biological process (GO): nervous system process; chemical synaptic transmission; monoatomic ion transmembrane transport
Cellular component (GO): neuron projection; membrane; synapse
Molecular function (GO): GABA-A receptor activity; neurotransmitter receptor activity; extracellular ligand-gated monoatomic ion channel activity
Source: RefSeq, a predicted model, not a curated record